Molecule: messenger RNA, 822 nt
Organism: Entamoeba dispar SAW760
Lineage: Eukaryota; Evosea; Mastigamoebida; Endamoebidae
Exons: 1
Coding region: 1-822 (273 amino acids)
Biological process (GO): mitotic G2 DNA damage checkpoint signaling
Cellular component (GO): nucleus
Molecular function (GO): chromatin binding
Source: RefSeq, a predicted model, not a curated record
AUGCCACAAGAAUUUGUGUUAUUACAAUGUUUUUCUUGUAAAAUGUUUCAAGUGCAUAUUAAGAACAAACUGAAGAAAUUUCAAUGUAAAGUCUGUGGAGAAAAACAAUCAUACAAACACAUAUUUGGUAUAUCUAAUCAAGCAAAAGAUUUAAGAACGUUAUGUGGAGAGUACAACGAAAAAAGGAUAGUAGAAGAAGAAAAUGAUAUUCAAAAGAAGGUGGAACAAAGAGAACAAAUAAAUGAAGAAGAACAAAAUAAUGUUUGGUAUCUCCAAGAAGAGAAUGAACAAAAAAACCAACAAAAAUCAGAACACUCCAUGUGGAAAGAAUUUGAUAUUGAAGAAGAAGUUGAAGAAGGAGAUUUAUAUCAAAAAAUGAUUAAACCCUUUGAAAAGAAAGAUGAAAAAAAGAAAAGAAAAUAUAAAAAAUCGUUUAGUGAUAUAGAAAAACAACAGAAACAAAUAGAAAAACAUUUAACAACCACAACACAAUCAUUAAAGCCUCCCAACAAAAAUGAAAGAGAUGAUGACAUAAACGAUGUUGAUGAAUUGUUAGCAUUAUUUGAGGAUGACACUACAAAAAAAGUAAACAACGAAAAUGUUCAAGAAAAAAAAAACAUUCAAAAACCUUUGUUUUUAAAGAAAGAAGAAAACAAACAACCUAAGCCCUCAAUCAAAUUGAGUACGUUUUUACAAACAUUAAAACAAAACGAAAGCCAACCUCCAGAAGAUGAUGAAUUUCUUUUUGGAGGUAAUGACCAAGAACAAGAAGAAGAAGAAACUAUAAAAAAGAAAACAGUAUCAGAGUGGGACGAUUUCUAA